Messenger RNA from Nomia melanderi (Alkali bee), 3640 nucleotides. RefSeq names its product constitutive coactivator of PPAR-gamma-like protein 1 homolog. The record is from RefSeq and is a predicted model, not a curated record. NCBI's taxonomy places the organism in Eukaryota, Metazoa, Arthropoda, Insecta, Hymenoptera, Halictidae. Gene Ontology annotation, cellular component: nucleus.
AGACAUCCGAGCGCAACCGAGCGCUCAUUUCCGUUUUCGAAUCCGACGUCACCUACUCUGAAAGCCCGUGUGUUUUGUGUUUCUUUGGGGCCACGAUGAUUAUCGCUAAUUUAACGUUGAAAUUAUUGAAAUUGAAAUUAGAUUUCUUCAUGUCGUAAAAGUAUCUAAAGCAAAACAUUAAGCAAACAGUUUCAUCUAUAAUUAACAAAUAAAUAAAAACUCGUAACAUACGAAAGACGUAAACAUUUAACUAGCAACUUCACAUCACAAACUAAAUUGUGAUCAAAAUGGGCAUCCAAGAUUUGCAAGUCUUUCUGGAUUACAACUCUAUACAAGGAGGAUCUGUACCAGUUGAUCUGUUAAAAAUAGCACGUACCAUUACUCAAAGACAGCAUAAUCGUAUUGGCAAGGCGCAGCAGUUACAUUCUGGAAAAUUAAGAUUAGUUCUCGAUGGGGAGUGCUGUUUAGAUAGAUUAUAUGGUGGUUACUUCUCAGAUUGGACUUGUGGAGGACAAUGGAAUCGAAUGCUACAAUUUUUGGCAGUCCUCAUACAAGCAACUGAAAUGUCAGGUUUGGAACUAGCCGUGUUCUUUAACGGAUGUUUUGAAUCUCCCCGACUUGCAGACUGGAUAAAGAAUCAAUUGCACGUGAGAUUUAAUGUAAACAAUGUAUUGAAACAUAUUUCAAUAAAAGGUACCCCACCACCAAAAAUUUGGUGGACUCCACCAGUAUGUUUAAGAACCAGUCUGCGAAUGGCUUUGAGACAUUUAAACGUUACAGUUUUAUGCAGUAUGGAUGACCAUCAUCAAGAAGUAAUUGCUUAUUGUCGUGAAAAUAACUUCAAUGGCUUGAUUGCUGAUGAUGCAGAAUAUGCAGCCUUUGAUCCUCCACGAUAUUUCUCAUCUGAACAGUUAAAGCUUACAUACAAGGGCUCUCUUGACACAAAGGAAUACAUUCUUCCUGAACUUUUAAAAUCAUUGAAUAUCCCAUCUGAUAGACUGUGCUUAUUAGCUGCAUUACUUGGAAAUUAUAUCUUAACCGAGGAAGAUUUGGCUGAUUUCUACAAUGAACUUAAUAUCAACCUGAAAUACAGUAAAUUGAACGUGGAUGCGAAUGAACGUACAAUACAAAAAAUCGCCAGUUUCGUUAAAGAUCUUCCAUCCGUUGAGUUGGACGUGGUGGCGCAAAAAGUAUUCGGCAUUUUGUCAGAUCCAAGGUGUUCUAAACUGAGACAGUCUGUUCAAUAUUAUAUAAAUGGAACCAAAGAUGGGUUUUUGCAUUACAAACCAGUGAAACAAAAUAGAGUGCAUAAAUUGGACUCGAAACAAAAUGUAGUACAAACACAGUCGAAUUCAACUGAAACGCCGGCAACGGCUUCAGAAGCUGAUUCCAAUUUAGAAACAUCCAGAUUCGCGUCUGAAACUGUGGAGAGUGAACGCGAGAGUUUAAAUGCGUACAAGCAAGCGACAGCGAAUGCAAAAUCCGCACCACAAAUUGUAAUAGACCCGCCCGGUAUUCAGGGUCACGGAGAAAACCAUAACGUUAGAGCGAAAGAAGAACAAAGUAAUGGACACGCUGUCAAUGGUACUCACAAUCUUCUAAUUAGUUCGUCGAGUUCGAGUAGCAGUUCUUCCGCCACUUCUCCAUCCCAUGCGACAGCCGAUUCUGCUAAGCAAGCGGAGAAGACAACUAGUGUUCCCACUACGGUGCCGGAAGUAAUGCGUACCGCAUCCGAGAGGCAUCAGAAAGGAUUGAUGUCCCCUCACAUUUACCAGAUUCUUAUCGCCGGCGAAAUUAAAUUACCGGUCCUCUUGGAGGACGAGAAUCACCGCGAAUUCCCAUCUAUUCAUCUCAUCUAUAGGCCCGUGCGGCAGAUGGUGUACGCGAUAUUGUUUAAUCUUCAUCACCGGAUGUAUUUAGCUGCUAAAAGUAAAGAAAAAGGUGAUACUGAAAAAAUUGAAGUCCCAGACGUUGUGAUAAAAGAAUGGGUAUGGUCCAAAUCGAAUCCAUACCAGACUCCGGAAUCGGUGAAAGCGGAACAAAUUGGUUGGGGCGUUCCAACGAUUCAACGUUUGUGGUUUGGCACUGGCAUAGAUGAUAAACGUCGCCGAUUGCGAGGAUUCUUGACCUGUAUGAGGUCAGAUACCCCUCUCAUGUUAAACACUACCUACGUACCACAACACCUGUUAGUCAUGGCUUGUGUGUUACGAUACAUUAUGUCAUUCUCAGAUGUGAUCAAGAUCCUACGUCGUCAGGAACUAGAUGCUUUUAUUGCGCAAGCAUUUUCACCUGAACUUAUGAACGCUCAGUAUUUACAAGAUCUUCAGCUUCCCUUAGUGACGUCUCGCGGAGUACAACUAGCUACAUUAUUUAUGGCUGGCGUUGAAACUGCUCUAUUGGCCAAUGAUGCUUGUGGUGCGCCAAUCCCAUGGUUAAUGUGUUGUCCGUGGUUGUAUUUCGAUGGUAAAUUAUUCCACCAUACGUUAGCCCGUGCUACGAUAGCGAAAAACCUAUUGGAACUCUGCAGUGGCCAUAUAGAUCGCGUUGUGAAAGUUGAACGGAUGAGGAAAGCUGUACUGGAGGGUAUGAAUGUUGUUUUCGCACGACCACCGAUGCCUGUUGCACCAGGUAUUCGGGUGUCUGUACCUCAGAAUAUUUUAGCUGCCAGUUGCACAAUUAAUGACGGUUUAAUGCGCGGCCGCGGAAGCGGGACAAUGCCCCAACGCGGGUUAAUGCGACGACCUAUACCAUCUCGCGGUGGUCAAUUAGAAAUUGCCGGAGUAGUUGUUGGUCAGUGGGGUCCUAAUUACGGGCAACCAGGUCGCUUGCCCCAACCACUGCAAGGGCAUCCUCGCGGACGGCUUCCACCACAGGUAACGUCAAUCGGUGGUCUGAAAUAUGGCCUGCCACGUGGCUUCACUCCUAUGGGUCGGCCGACAUUUCAGGCGCGUGGAAACAAUCGCACGCAAAUAGCAGGACGUGGAAAGAAGACCCAGAUGAAGGCAACAGGUAAGAAGAAGGCCACUGUGAAAAAAGGCAAAGAAUGCGAGAAGAAAGAUAGCAGGGGACGAGGUAACGGCGUUGACGGAAUAACCGAUUACAACGAUUCGAUUCCGAACACGAAUGCAACAAAAGACCCGCUGCCGGUGCCAGGCCAGUUCGAAGACGCCGUUGAAAAUGGCAAAGGAAUAGAAAAAGGGCAGGGAGACGCUUCUCUCGUCGCUUCAGUCACCGCCGAGAAUUAGGUAUUUAUAUAUAUAUACAUAUAUAUAUGUGACUUUUUAUCGACUUUUAGACACUCCCGGAUGUGACUUAAGACUGCAAUCAAAAUCUUAUUAUACAUGUAACGGGGUGAUUGUGCGGUACACGGCAUUUGAACGUUCCAAGUUUUACCGGCGAAGAAGAUUCAGUCGAUAAUUAGUUUCCUUUCACACGACCGAAGGAAGCGGGGGAAAAGAAAAAGAAACAUUGUUUCCACAGUGUGGUUCGGGUAUGUUCGAAGAUGCAGCGAGCGACACGUUGAUGAAUCGCCUUAACAUUUCGCACAACGGCGCAGAGAGAGACCCUUCAAAUGUCCGCGCGCAGAAUCACUCGAUAAUGUCUAAAGCUCUGAUGGGGCCAAACUAAUUAAACUAAUAUA